GAGCCUUCAGCAUUUCAAUCAGUGUGUUCGGUUGGAAGGAGUGGAGAUGUGGAAGUUGCGUGUGUAUGUGAUUUGUAAAUGGAAACUUCGACAGAAUCAUGCAUUGUAAACAUUUUUGUUUAAAACGGACCGAAGGCGAUGAAAACAUCGUGUAUUUAAAGAGUAUACUUCACAAUGUUCAUUGUCGCUCUUAAUCUGGAAGAAAUCCGGUGUGCAACAAGUAAAACAAUAUUUCCUUUCUUUACACUUAAUGUUUGAGAAGGGUAAGAGUUUACACUGAAACCUACAGGAUGGAUGGUAUUGUGGAAUACCUAAAAAGUCCGAGCUUGGUAGCAAAAAUUCAGUUGUAUUUUGGCGUGUUUCCGAAGAAAGUACUCCAUGACAAAUGCGAAUUAAACGGACUGACGAAGUCACUUAGCACCUUGCAAUCAAAAAGUGCAUGUAAUAUUCAUAAUAGAGUGGGAAACCAAUGUUCUGGUGUUGUUAGUAACGGCCGCUCUGAUUCAGAAGGCCUAAUAGGUACAGAAAGUAAACAAGACUGUCCGGAAACAGACGUGGAUGAUGAAACAGUUUCUUCGGAAUCUGAAACCGAAGCUAGUGAUUAUGUCGUUACUAAGUUGUUCUGGCAUUAUUUGUUCAUUGUUGGGACGGCAUUAGGUGACGAAAUAUUUUAUGCCUCCUUUAUUCCCUUUUGGUUUUGGAACAUUGAUGGUGCUGUCGGGAGACGAGUUGUUUUAGUGUGGGCAAUUAUAAUGUAUAUUGGCCAAAGUAUUAAGGAUGUUGUUCGCUGGCCUCGUCCAUCAUACCCGGCCAUCAGAUUGCAAAAAAAGUGGGCACAAGAAUAUGGAAUGCCAUCGACUCACGCAAUGGUUGGUGUUUCCAUACCAUUUUCUGUUAUCCUGUACACAAUGAACCGGUAUCAGUAUUCAGUCACUCUAGGACUCAUAGUUGCUGUCGUCUGGUGUACAGUUAUAUGUGUUAGCCGGCUGUACUUGGGAAUGCACUCCGUUCUAGAUAUUGUUGUCGGUCUUAUGUUAGCCAUAGCCUUGAUGUUUCCCGUAGUUCCCAUUGUGGACACGUUAGACCAUUAUCUUCUUACAAAUAAAUGGUCACCUGGAUUUGUCAUGCUGGUGUCCAUAUUGGUGAUGGUGUUUUAUCCAAGCAGUGACAGAUGGACACCAACUCGUGGUGAUACAACUAUUGUCGUAAGUGUUUCUACUGGAAUUCUGAUUGGAGCAUGGUUAAAUUAUCAGCUUGGCAAUCUGUAUGAAUCAUCUUUGUCACCUCCAUACACCAUCAUUUGGCCUUCGUAUGAGAUGUUGGGAUUGGCAACACUGAGAACUGCUAUUGGGUUUUGUUGCUUGAUAGCUACAAGAGCUGUGGGGAAAUCUGCUUCAUAUGCCACGGUCUGUGCCUUACUUCGCCUCAGUUCUAAAGAAAUCAGAGAAUCGCAGUACAGCAUUGAAAAUAAGCAGAAGAUUAUUGUCGAAAUAAGUUAUAAAUAUAUCACUUACUUUUUGAUGGGAAUUAACACAGCAUAUUUGUUACCAAAUGUUUUUCGCUUGAUAGGAAUAGAAAGGCCAACAUUUUAUACAGAAAUAUAGAUUUUUCAUGUUCCUUUGUGUACAUCACAGAUCUCAAAAAUAAUCUUUUAUGCAUAUGAUAAUGUUUUGUUGUCUCUAUCAUUUCUGUAACAAGAUACAUAAAAUUCAGAUAUAUUUUUAAUCCUCGGAUUCUCUUUGAAUAAUAGUAAUCAUACUUGUUUUUGCCUUAAAAAUUUGCGUAGAAGACUGUAGAAACAAUUUUCUGUGAUUGGCACAGUUAGAUCUUCACCAUGUUUGUGAAAGGCUUUCCUUCUUUUAGUCUUUAUUGGCAGUUAGGAACCGUAAUCCUAGUCAUUAAAUUAUAGACAUAAUGUAGCUCCAAAAAAUUCAAAGUUCUGUUAACAUACUGCCUGUAUCCCUGCUGUUUAAUCAACUGCUUAUUUAUUGGUGCAUUUAUCUGCCAUUGGUAAUGUUUUUUUGAAGCAUGUAUUUACAGAACAAAAAUUGCCUCAGUUCACAAGUAACAAGUUGAUUAUUUGUAUUAAUCUGUAUGAAGGAAUAUUAACAUCUUAUUUGAUGAACAAUGAGUAUUAAAGCUAGGUUAAAUAUUAAAUGUUAUAGACUAUAAUGACAUGAUGAAUCACUGAUUUUGCUUUAUAUGUAGUCCAGUUUUUUUGUAAUUAUUUGCAACCAUUUGACACAGAUGGUGUAUUUAGAUUAAUUUGUCGGAAUCUUGCCUCAGGAGCUAUAGCUGAUUGUUAAAACUGUGAUGCUAAUGCAUUUAAAUAUGUUGUAUAGAUUUUGCUGUAAUGAUUAAGUUAUUUAUUUUUUACCUUGUAAGUUAUUGGUGCAAUGUGAUCUUAUUUAAGGUGCCAACAUGAACAGUGUGGGGGAUGGCUUCUUUUUGUCAGCCUUUUGCUUUUUGACAGCAACCUGUUCAGUUAGUCCAGCUUCUGUCGUAGAUUACAGCUCAUUCUCCAGAGAAGACACCUGUUCCUCUAGUUCAGUUUGUACGACCUGCGAUGCUUCCAAUCCAGAUUUCAGGAGCAUGACCACUUAUCAGGAUCAAAUGAGGAUGUCCGUAUAAAACUGAAUUCUUCUUCUUCUGCAUUUCUUUCAGUGGGGAAUUUUCUGCUAUUAAACAGAGUAACUGCUUUUCUAAUUUAAAAAUGUUUUACUUUAAUGAAAUGUACCAUGGCUUUUUUUUUAAAAAUGUGUAACUGUAACAGGGAAUUCCAAAACACAGCCAGUGACGGUUGCUGUUAUUAUCAUACACAAAGCAUUAUCAGAUAAUACUUCAUACGUCUUUCCAGUUCCAUCAUUUCUGUGAAUGUCUUGUGCACUGUCCUCAGACAUAGUAUUCUCCUGUAGUUUUGUUCAUUUGGUUAGCAGGCCAGACUAUCCACCAGUUUAUCCUAGUUAGACAGGCAGAUGAUUAAGACAUCCCAGUGAAGUCACUUCCAAUUGACUCACAAACAUCUGCCUUGUGACCAAUCUGAUCUGGGUCAACUGCCACAUGAUAUUAUACCUCUUCCAGUGAUUGGUCCCUAUCCCAGGGAGAAGGUACUUGCACAAUAUCUUCAGAACCCAAUUUCUCUUUGUUUUGCAUUUCUUCCCCUUCAAACUAUUUUCUUUGAGAAACACAAUCAGUUUCUCCUUCUGUGACUGAAGAAACAAAACCAAGAUUGGAUGUGCUAUUAAGUGUUGAAAGAACUGAUUCUGAUAGCUUUGCAAAGAAACCAUCUUUUGUCUCUUGUCUCUUACCUUAAGUCCCUCUUUUGAUGCCAAAGUUUCUUGAAACUGAAUACCUUGACUUUCUGCACAUCAGUUGAGUGAAGUUCUAAGCUAAUGCUUAUUUCUGUUACUCAUUUAACCUGAACUGAUUGUUAUCUUUUCCACUAGGAAAAUCUACAUGAUACUGUUCAAUAGCCAUAGGUAACUUUGCUAUAUCACCUUUUGGUAAAUAUCCUUCUUUUAAUCAAAAAAUAUUUUCUUCAUUGUAAUUGUCAGAGUUGCCACUGCAUCUGAAUCAAAUUCUCCAGCAAUGUUUGAGAUAGUAACAUUCUUUGAAUCUUCAGUUCUGUCAACUUCCAGUAGUUCUUAGGAACUUUCUUAUCUUUUAAAAUAUAGAAAAUUUCAUAUAUAAAACUUUUAUUAUAUAUUACUAUAUGUAUCAAUGAAAAAUAUUGUGAAUUAUAUUCAUGGCAUUUGAA
Messenger RNA from Schistocerca piceifrons (Central American locust), 3757 nucleotides. Its product is annotated as sphingosine-1-phosphate phosphatase 2-like. Gene Ontology annotation, biological process: phospholipid dephosphorylation; sphingosine metabolic process. The transcript is spliced from 5 exons. Lineage: Eukaryota; Metazoa; Arthropoda; Insecta; Orthoptera; Acrididae. Gene Ontology annotation, cellular component: endoplasmic reticulum membrane. The record is from RefSeq and is a predicted model, not a curated record. The coding region runs from base 291 to 1604 and encodes 437 amino acids. Gene Ontology annotation, molecular function: sphingosine-1-phosphate phosphatase activity.